Peromyscus californicus insignis is the source of this 8998-nucleotide messenger RNA. It is a transcript of the gene Gfra1, whose product is annotated as GDNF family receptor alpha 1. Bases 404 to 1810 code for a protein of 468 amino acids. Gene Ontology annotation, cellular component: external side of plasma membrane; signaling receptor complex. Lineage: Eukaryota; Metazoa; Chordata; Mammalia; Rodentia; Cricetidae. The record is from RefSeq and is a predicted model, not a curated record. The transcript is spliced from 11 exons. Gene Ontology annotation, molecular function: signaling receptor activity. Gene Ontology annotation, biological process: nervous system development.
GGCCAACUCUGUCCUCCGAGCUGUAGCAGAUUAUGGCAUCUUUUUUCCCUCUAGCGCGAGAAAGUGAGCCCGGAAAAGGAAAGAGGGGGCGGGUCACCCCCAAAGAAUAAAUAAACACUAGCUACUCGCCGCAGCUGGACGCGGGUCGGUUCAGUCCAGGUUUGGUCGGAACUGAACCCCUAAAGCGGGUCCGCCUCCCGCCCUCGCGCCCGCCUGGGGCUGAGUCGCUGGCUGCGGUGGGCGGCAGAGCGACGGGGAGUUUCCUCUCACCCUGGAUGGAGCUGAACUUUGAGUGGCCAGAGGAGUGCGGUCGCCCGGGAAUCGCUGCACGCUGAGCUCUCCCUGCGAGACCCAGCGGCGGCUUUGGAUUUGGGGGGGCGGGGACCAGCUGCGCGUCGGCACCAUGUUUCUGGCCACUCUGUACUUCGCGCUGCCACUCCUGGAUUUGCUGCUGUCGGCCGAGGUGAGUGGUGGGGACCGCUUGGACUGCGUGAAAGCCAGUGAUCAGUGCCUGAAGGAACAGAGCUGCAGCACCAAGUACCGCACACUAAGGCAGUGCGUGGCGGGCAAGGAAACCAACUUCAGCCUGGCAUCUGGUCUGGAGGCCAAGGAUGAGUGCCGCAACGCCAUGGAGGCCCUGAAGCAAAAGUCUCUCUACAACUGCCGCUGCAAGCGGGGCAUGAAGAAAGAGAAGAAUUGUCUGCGCAUCUACUGGAGCAUGUAUCAGAGCCUGCAGGGAAAUGAUCUACUGGAAGAUUCCCCAUAUGAGCCAGUUAACAGCAGGUUGUCAGAUAUAUUCCGGGCAGUCCCGUUCAUGUCAGAUGUUUUCCAGCAAGUGGAGCACAUUUCCAAAGGGAACAACUGCCUGGAUGCGGCCAAGGCCUGCAACCUGGAUGAUACCUGCAAGAAGUACAGGUCUGCCUACAUCACCCCGUGCACCACCAGCAUGUCCAAUGAAGUCUGCAACCGCCGCAAGUGCCACAAGGCCCUCAGGCAGUUCUUUGACAAGGUCCCGGCCAAGCACAGCUACGGAAUGCUCUUCUGCUCCUGCAGGGACAUUGCCUGCACUGAGCGGCGGCGACAGACUAUCGUUCCUGUGUGCUCCUAUGAAGAAAGAGACAAGCCCAACUGCCUGAACCUGCAGGACUCCUGCAGGACAAACUACAUCUGCAGAUCUCGCCUUGCAGAUUUUUUUACCAACUGCCAGCCAGAGUCAAGGUCGGUCAGCAGCUGUCUGAAGGAGAACUAUGCAGACUGCCUCCUGGCCUACUCAGGACUGAUUGGCACGGUCAUGACCCCCAACUACAUAGACUCCAGCAGCCUCAGUGUGGCCCCGUGGUGUGACUGCAGCAACAGUGGCAACGAUCUGGAGGAGUGCUUGAAGUUUCUGAAUUUUUUUAAGGACAAUACGUGUCUCAAAAAUGCAAUUCAAGCCUUUGGCAAUGGCUCAGAUGUGACCAUGUGGCAGCCAGCCCUCCCAGUACAGACCACCACUGCCACCACUACCACUGCCUUCCGAGUCAAGAGCAAGCCUCUGGGGCCAGCAGGGUCUGAGAAUGAAAUCCCCACACACGUUUUGCCACCUUGUGCAAAUCUGCAGGCACAGAAGCUGAAAUCCAAUGUGUCAGGCAGUCCACAUCUCUGUCUUUCUGAUCAUGAUUACGAAAAGGAUGGUCUCGCUGGUGCCUCCAGCCACAUAACCACAAAAUCAAUGGCUGCCCCUCCCUGUUGCGGUCUGAGCUCACUGCCGGUGCUGGUGGUUACCACUCUGGCCACCCUAUUAUCUGUAUCCUUGGCAGAAACAUCAUAGCUGCAUUCAGAAAAUAUGGAAAGACAAGAGAGAGAAACAAACAACCACGUAACCUGUUUCCUGUCCUCUUGUAUAUCUGAAAAUCCAGUUUUAAAAGCUCGGUUGAGAAACAGUUUCAUCCAGCUGAAACUCCUUUGUUGUUUUUUAAGGAAGCUUCUUUUGACCCUGGGGGGCUUCUGUGGAAGAACCGAUACAGGGCUAAUUCCAAACUCAGAAGGCUCUGUGGCAUGGUGUGGGUUAAGGGGACCAUUUGUAAACUGACUGUAAAGCAAGCUGAGGCUAUGGUUUUGAUGGUGAUGGUUAUGGUGGUGGUGAUGGUGAUGAUGAUGACGGAUGAUGAUGAUGAUGAUUUUAACAGCUUAAAUUGUUCUCUUUACUGGCUAGAGCAGGAGAUGUUAUUGGUAAAGAUUAUUCCAUAUUUUGUUGAAUGGCUUUGAAUUCUAAUGACAUGUCUGCAGCCUAGUGUAGACAGCAAAUGAAGGUCAGCUCCAAGAGUGGACUUUUUGGACUCCAUCUUGUACUAAUGUUCACCUUUCUAUGUCCGUUCUUCACAGAGUGUUCGUGUACUACCGACAAGUCUGUGACCCUCAACAAAACCAAAAGCCCUGGUCACAUCUAAAUGUAGACCCUGUCAUUCAGUCCAGUAGAGGAGAGUGGCCCUCACACAGAGCCUGGCUUGUUGACUGACGCUCUGCUGAGCCUUGCCUGAGUGAGAAGCCCUUAAAUACAGCUGAAGUGCAACUCUUAAUGCUUUUUACACUUAGGAGGUCACAUGUAGAAAAGUGUUCCUUUACUAUUCAAUGAUUCCAGCUGUUGGCUUUCUACAUUUUGAAAGUAAUGAUACUGUCCUUAUUUUUUACUGAUGGUUUAAUACAGGCACAUGCGGUGUGUUUUCCUCUCAUAAUUAGUAGUAGCUCCAAUGUUGACUUCGCUGAUACGGCUCUCAAAAGCAGACCCUAAGGAGCUCCCAUGCUUUAGCAGAAAGCUGCAUCCCAUUACUGUGGACAGGCAGGAGAAAACUGAGCUGCCAGCCCAUGUCUUUCUCUGUCUUGAAAAACAAGGCUGCAUACAUGUGAGGAACAGGUCAAUUCUUGUAAGGGAUGCCACAGUUGGAUGGCGUGACUGGCACUUGACACAGCUCUGCUACCUUGGUUUUCAUGUUAUCUGACAAAGACAGCUUUGAUUGGGACUGGGCACAAGGGAUGAGACGGAGGUGUGCUGCCCUCUCUUUCAAAGUCAAUCCCUGCCAGUGUACACGGGAGUGUCUUUGCUCCUGACUGCAGAGUCAUGGCCACCAUUCAGAGCAGUUUCAUCUCAAGGUCAUCAAGCAUCUCUGGUAUAUGACUCUAUGGCUUUCAUCACGGACUGUGUCCCUGCAAAGAGGAAUGGUGGUUUAUGGAUCUUGAGGGCUAACAUGGAGUCUGGAAAGGUGAAUUGGUUGGCAAAGAUACACAGAACAGGAUAGGAUUCUCCCGAUGAGACAUCUGUCUUACAUAGCCACACACCUUCUCCUGGAGUCCUCUUCCUCGCCUAAGCAGCCCCUUAGGUGUGUAUCUAAAGUCUGCUUUAGACAGUCAGGUUCAGAACCUGCAGAUGAUUGCAUACUGUUUCCCCAAAAGUGAAUAAAGGAAAGAAAGUCUUCCCUCCAUGGAGCCCUGAAAGUUUGAUCUUGCUUCCCACCCUCAGAAAGGUGGAGGAGGGAGCCCCGAUGCACAUAAUCUACUGGUACCUGCCCCCUGCUCUCUGAGGUUUGCUUUGGAUGAAUAGCAGUUUACCUGAGAAAGGGAAGAAAUCCAUGAAAGCCAAGAGAUAGACCUGAUUUUCAGCUCUUUUGGUGUCUGAAGUACGUUUAUAUCCAAAUGCUAAUGAAUACCAAUGUAAAAUACUCAGUAGCAACAUUUUUUUCAUGUCAAAAUGUUUCAAGGGGAAUGCAUCCAACAUCUAAGUGUACCUGAUCAGUGGGAAGUUCCAUGAAGACUCAUACAUACAAUGAAUAAAUACCUUGAAUGUGUCAAAACAUUUAGAAUGCCAGUCAUGUGUGGGAACAUAUCUCUUACAGAACAUACUUUGUUUUAAUUAAGGUAUCUCCAUGUAUCUACACUGGACUAAUUGCAUAUGGGUCUGAUUGGAUGUGAUCCACCUUAGGAAACUAUCGAUCACCCCUGCAGUAUAUUGCAGUUCUAAUUAGCUUCAGAGGACCAUAGAGGAAACUGGAGCCCUGUGCUAACAAGGGCAGCCUUCAGCCAAGAACUCAUAGAUAUGCAACGUGGAAAUUAAACUUUGAAAAGCUCUGUCACCAACAAAAAUCUCAUUUUCUUUUGGAAAUAAAAGCAUAUUAGAGUUACCAGAUCCUUAAUUUGAAAACAAGUUGCUGAUAAGAUGAACAGUGGGCAGGGCCUCAUUUAGGGACUGCACAGUAGGGAGACAGUCAGAAAACCAGACCGAGUAAGUAUUCCUGUCAUUCAUGAUCUCAACUUGACGUGUGAGCUUGGCAAAGGGGUUUGUCUGGAGCCUGGAGCAGGAAACGUGGCAGUGUGCUCACCUGACUUCCUCCUGGAGCAGUGACAAGAGCAGCCAGCGACUUUCUGUCCCCCUGCUCUCCCUUUGGCAGACCCAGGUUUGGUCCACUAGAGUUGGAGUCCUUGCAGAAAGUCCCGCUUGGAAGUUAAUUUUGCCAUCAUAACGCACAGGUGUGUCACACACACUGACUCAAACUCUAGCCCUGCCCUACUUCAGAAAGAGACAGAAGGCAACAGAGCCACAUGGAACAGAAGCACAUUGUUCAGUUUGACCUUGGACGUCCUUGAACAGACCGUGUUUCAAGUCUUUAGGAGAGCACAGGAGGGGAGAUGCGCACAGCAGGGAGAGGAUUCGGCAUCAAAUGCUGCCUGUUUAUUUUUCCACAUCUGUUUUUUUUUUUUUUCAAAUCUCUGAUAGAAAAAAAGUAGAUAUUGAAAAUUGCAUAGGUUAUUUUUCAUCAAGUAAAGCAAAUUGUAUCUAGAUGUAAUUGGAGGGUGGUUUCCAUUUUGUUUUUAAGACAAUUUCAUAUCUUGUGGUUAAACAGAAAUGUCUUUGAAGUUAUAGCUUCCAGUUCAUCCCAGUACAGCACAGGGACUCUCCAGAGUCCUGGAGUCUAACGUUCGGUUGGUAAGGGGUUGUCUCUCUCUUGCCUGUGCCCUGUGCUCCACAGAUGUAGAUGGGUCAUUCCCAACUACACUAUAUUUCCCAUGAGCCUCCUUGUCUGUAAGUCAGACACUCCCAAACAACCCAUCUGCUGAGUCAGAGAAAUGAGAGAGGGUGGAAGUGUGUUUGAAUCAGUGUAUAGUUAGGAAAAGAGAUGUAAAAGCAGUGGGGAUUUAUAAAAUUAGCAAUUAUUUUCUUAGAUUCCAAGGUGAAUGUACUUCAGUUAUUACUUACAAAAUAAUAGACUCGGAGGAGCUACUGUUUGGAACGUGUUUUUAUUCACUUAGUCAGACAUGCACGACUUACCAAGUGCAUGAGAAGGGUAACUUCAGUUAGUUCACGGUCUGCCUUGGGAAUCCUGCUCUUGGUCUCCAGGAGUCACCACCCCUUGCUGUCUCUGCCGUUCUUGCUUGUGCUUUUUGCCUGAGCAAAUGAGACCAUGGGAGACCCGUCUUUGUAAGAAAGUGUAAGACAGUGGCAACAGAUGGAAGUGAAUGACCGUGGCCUGGGCACCAUGACACCAGGAGGCCGCCAUCUUCCCUGAGCUCACGGGGUUUGGAGAAAUGAAGCAAAAUCAAGGGCAACAGGAAGCCAUGGAGACGGUCGGUGGGCCGCUUACUUGGCUGAUGUCUGUUACUGAGGGGGGCUGUCUUCUGUUAAAAUAGCCAGGGUCCUGAAAUAGUGGGAGGUCCUUUGUAGAAGGGAAACUAGAAUUAAUGUCUGGGUGACUGAGGGAAGACCGUGCUUUCAGAAACCCUAAAGUGAAAAGCUAGGGGGUAUGACUGGGUAACCCUAGAAGUGACAGUUCUUUCUUAUCCUGAGCGUGGAAUUCCAUGUCUUUAUCUGACACAUCUUGACUUUGACAUGGCUUUUCUAAUUGAGCAAGUUUAAGUCUUUUCUAGGAUUCUUCAUGAAGAACUGUUACCUUGGAAUGGUAGUCCCACUCCAGAGGCCUUACUUCCCUGGGCUUGGCCACUGCCUCUGCCCUGGCACGUACCCUGUAGGAUGUCCAUUACCCAAGGGGAGAUGUCUUAAGCUGUGAUUGGUUUUGUUAUCUUCCCAUUGAUUGUUGAAGCCUCCACACUUCCCUUUUCCUUUAUGGCCUGAGUACAUCUUGCAUUCUUCACCCAAGUCACUCUAAAUUCAGUACUGCCAACAUCUAGCCACGACCCAUCAGAUGCUCAUUUUGUGGAAGGAGUUGUGUCUCUGGAGCCAGAUGGUGCAAUGCACUCUCCUACCCCUCUUGAGAGCCCUCUUCUUCACUUUGGGCACCCUGCCCCUUGUGUCCUCAUGGGGGUCCCUUUGCUCUUUGGGGGAGUGCUCUGAUAGCUCAUGCUUUUUCCCAGAGGCAGCUCAGAGCGGCUGUUCAUCAGGAUGCACCACCUGCAUUUCUGAUGAGUUCUGAGACCCAACCCAGAGAGGUGGGGAAGGCACACAAACCCAGUUCCAAUAAACUGCCUGCAGAGCGCUCUAGCCUGCUGAUAGUCAUCAAGGCCUCAGAACCCCCUAAGGUCUGUCUCCAAGCUCAUUUGACCAACGCAGCUGUGACUUGGGCUGUCUGCCCCUGGCAGGUGCCAGUAUCAACAUCUUGUGCCACUGCCAUGAGGAGGAGUUCAUUCUCAUUGGAGGGCAGCUGCUCAGCACCAGCACCAAUAGAAAGGAUUCUCUGGCUUUUCUCUCUUUAACACAGUCUGGAGGAACUUUCUUACCAGUCUCCACUUUGAUUUUAUAGAAGAUGCCGGGAAUCUGACCAGAGGAUGACAGUUUCAGUCUUAACACUGCUCUCGGCUCAUUGCCUUCCCGUGUAGGUCCAGCCUAUAGUAGAAAAUGCCGGUUGCCUGAAAAACACUGGGACACCAAAGGGCUUCAUUCUGCCCCAUGGCAACAAGAACUGUCCAGGCACAUAGCUCUGCUGGCCUUGAACAGCACUUUACAAUGGACUGGGGUUGCCCAGGGUCUAGGGAGGUGCUCAGCUAACCAUGUUCCCUGCCAGGAGCUGAGACAGGAACAGUCAUCCUUGGAGCAAUCGAGCAUGACCAGCUAAUCCCAACAGACCUACAUCUGCCGGACCAGUGAGCCUGCAGAGAUUUUAAUCUCCAUUAAGAACAGGGUGCAGGACUCCUCCAGCCAUCCCAGGGACGGCAGCCUUUCCAUUCCCCCUCCCAGGAAGCAAGUCCAACAUCUGUCAACUUAGCACACUUGGUAGGCAGGUUCUGUGACUGGCUGGACCACCCUUAGGAACAGCAGCUUCCCCAGAAAGAACUAGAGAGCCUUAGGCCCCUUGGCAGCCCCAGGGAAACACCUGUUUGCCUGCUGGUGGGUGUCAAACUGAUGGUGCAGUCUUUCUGUUUGACACCCUCUUUAUAGAAGUAGACUGUGGACCUUGGUCCCCAAGAGCUGUCUCAGCUUCUGUCUGGACACAACAAAGCCAGCUGCUGUGAGGGGGGAGGCAAACCCACUACCCUCAGUCUGAGCCAGACAGGCUACCGAAGAGAACCCAGGCCUCGGAUGGCCGUGAUUGGCAUACGGGUGCAUCAGUGGGGCUGUCACAGUGGCCUGGAGCCAGUGGAAAGUGCGAGAAUGAACACCUGAGCGGCUUUGACUGGGGAGAGCAAAAAGUAGGAUUCGUUUUAAAAUCAUUUUAGUUAGCAUACAAAAUAGUGGGUUUCACGGUUACGGUUUCAUACGCGUACGUCAUUGUGUUACGCUUUGUUCAUACUCUUUCUCUCCCUUGUGUCUCCCCAUCUCAUGCUCUUCAUCAGGGCCCAUUUAAGUAGCAAAACUUUGCAUAUGUACAAGGAACCCCGAUGCCCACCGCACACAACACAGAUCCCAAAGUUCAAGUCAACUGGGAUGAAGAAUUGGAAAAUCUGACGGAUGCGCUAGUACAGGAAACUCGGGUGGUUUUGUUUUCUUUUUGUUGAAUGGUAAAGAAUGGUCACCAGGUCAGUGUGAUUUCUGCAAACACAGGUGACAGUAGCCUGGGCCUUCUUACACACGGCUGUAAGAUACCAUCAGCUCAGCCCCCACCGCCACCUCCCUCUCCCACCUCCUCACCCAGGCACAGCUGUACGGUCCAGCAGCAUCUUCUAGGCGUGAAAAGUGUGCUUGAUCUGAGUUUGGGUUUUUACUGUUGAGCUGUAACUGAAGGCAUUUCUGGGGGAGGGGGAAGAGCAAGAAAGCAAACUGAAAAAGCAAUCAAGCACUUCUGCUGUGUUUUUCUGGAUUCAGAAAAAGCUGAUGUCCUCAGAGAGUUGAAAAAUGGCUUCAGAAACCCAAAAUCCAGAGCCUUGCAGCGUCCUAAUUAUCUGACUUUCCUCUCUUCUCCCUCACCCAGGGGACAAGGAAACGCUGCUCAUCACACAGCUCGCUUGAAAGAGUUCCUGUCUUGUGCACAUUAUCCCUUGAUAUUGAAAUUAUUUUCUCUGUUUAAUCCAGCUCCUGCUGAGAAGCUGUGUGGGAUUUAGGAUGCAGGAUUUUCUCUUGUGCUUCCCAAUGGUUGUUGCAUCUUUCACUCCUAACCGGAGGGUAUGUCUCCGCUGCCGCUGCUCUAGUUCAUGCAGGUUAGCUGUGAGUAGAGGAGACAGCUUCUGAUGAGAUAUUUUCAGAAUUCUGACCUGAACAAGGGUCCAGACACCUCCUCAGAGCCGGAUGAGGAGAAGAGCAGGCUUUGGUAGGAGGUCUCGGUUAGGAGAGGCCACCUUGUGUCCCCAGGGUUUUCCACACAUAGAGGAAGGGGCAUUUGCCUUGCUGAGCAGCGGAUCUCCUGAGGACAGCGGUGCGUCUCCCAGGUUGCCUACACAUCUUCGCGCAGCCGUUUGGACCAUGCUUCCUGCCAACAGGAGACCAUAGAAGGACAGUUUUCCAUUUGAACUUUGGCAGAGGUUCGGUGAUGUUUGAAGAUUCUGUCUGCCUCUUGCUCAAACCCUACAGAGUGUGUGUAGUCCCUUUGGCCCUCUCCACCCCCUGAAUAUCCCAAUAAACGUUCUUUUCUUUUAUAAAAAA